CUCGCCAGGCCGGGAUCGGGGCGGGGCGCGCGGCAUCCCCGCGGGGGGAGCCGGUCACCCGGUCUCGCCGCCGCCACCAAAGUUUCCCGGAGGAGCCGCGGCCGCCCUUCCUUCCCCGGCCCCGGGCUUGGAGGCGACCCUCGGGCGAGAACUGUUUCCGAGGGCGACGGGGCCCCCUCUCCAGCUAGAUCCCGCGCCUCCAUUGCGCCCAACUCGGAUUCCCAACUUGGGAGGCGCCGCGGGCCUGCGCACGCGCGCCUUCCUCGCUGCGGCCGCCGCCGCCUCCACCUCCUCCCGCCCGGGAGCAGGCUCCGGGCCGAGCCGCGCGCCGAGACUCGCCCCCCGCGCGCCGCCCUCCGGCUCGCGGUCCGCCGCCCCCGCCCAUGCGGACGCCGGCCGACCGCCCGGUGCGCUCUCGCCCGAGGGCCAGCUGAGUGCGGACCGCCGGCGGCGGCGCGAGGUGGGCCCGGCCCGGCGCUGCCCUCGACAGCGGCAAGUUUGGGAGUUGCACUAGUUUGCGGGGUCGGGAAGAGGCCGGCCAGGGGGCCAUGGAGGAGGACCGGGGGUCGUCGCUGGCGGCCGAGUCGGCGCUGGAGAAGAACGUGGCGGAGCUGACUGUCAUGGACGUGUACGACAUCGCGUCGCUCGUGGGCCACGAGUUCGAGCGGGUCAUCGACCAGCACGGCUGCGAGGCCAUCGCGCGCCUCAUGCCCAAGGUCGUGCGUGUCCUGGAGAUCCUGGAGGUGCUGGUCAGCCGCCACCACGUCGCGCCCGAGCUGGAUGAGCUGCGCUUGGAGCUGGACCGUCUGCGCCUGGAGAGGAUGGACCGCAUCGAGAAGGAGCGCAAGCACCAGAAGGAGCUGGAGCUGGUAGAGGACGUGUGGCGAGGGGAGGCACAGGACCUCCUUUCUCAGAUCGCCCAGCUGCAGGAGGAGAACAAGCAGCUCAUGACCAACCUCUCGCACAAAGAUGCCAACUUCUCCGAGGAGGAAUUCCAGAAGCACGAAGGCAUGUCGGAGCGCGAGCGGCAAGUGAUGAAGAAGCUGAAGGAGGUGGUGGACAAGCAGCGCGACGAGAUUCGCGCCAAGGACAGGGAGCUCGGUCUGAAGAACGAGGAUGUGGAAGCUCUGCAGCAGCAGCAGACCCGGUUGAUGAAGAUCAACCAUGACCUCCGCCACCGUGUGACAGUGGUAGAGGCCCAAGGGAAGGCCCUGAUUGAACAGAAGGUGGAACUAGAGGCAGAUCUGCAAACCAAGGAACAGGAGAUGGGCAGCCUGCGGGCAGAGCUUGGGAAGCUGCGAGAGAGGCUGCAGGGCGAACUCAGCCAGAAUGGAGAGGAGGAGCCUGAGACAGAGCCGGGUGGAGAGGAGUGCGUCUCGGAGGCGGAAAAGGUGGCCAUGGAUCUCAAGGACCCCAACCGCCCCCGGUUCACACUGCAGGAGCUGCGGGACGUGCUCCACGAGAGGAACGAACUCAAGUCCAAAGUGUUUCUGUUGCAGGAGGAGCUGGCGUACUACAAGAGUGAAGAAAUAGAAGAGGAAAAUCGAAUACCCCAACCUCCAGCAGUGAUCCACCCGAGAAUAUCCCCCCAGCCAGAGUCCGGGAUCAAGCGACUGAUCUUUACAGCCGUAUUGCCCAUGGUAGCAGCUGGACUGAUCUUAGAUGACCCCACCCUGCAGCCCAUCCGAAGACUUGUUUCCCUUGUAGGCACUGGGUUUUUGUGGGUUGGUUUGGAGCUGUGUCUUUGCAAUGUGUGCUGCGGCUCUGCUGAGGCUGGCCCGCCUUCCUUGGCCACUUUAGCUGCAUGGCCGUCACCUGCGUGUUCCCAUCUGAAGUGGGUGUCGAGUGUGAUUUCAGACGUGCCCUCAUGAGGCUCUUGACCUGCACGAGCAAAGCCGUGGCGUUCUCGGCCCUGUCACCGAUAAUUCUCUUUGUCUUUUUUUUUUUUUUUCUUUCUGUUUCCAUUCUAAAAACCACCUUGUCCAUGAUGCAGUAAAGAAGGUCCUUUAAGUGACGGGUCAGUAGUCAACACCCACUGUGACCCCCGCACCGCCCCCCGGAGUGACACUAACGCUGUUUCUGACCUUCACGCCCUAGCUUUCUAAACCGCUUU
Molecule: messenger RNA, 2113 nt
Organism: Neogale vison (American mink)
Lineage: Eukaryota; Metazoa; Chordata; Mammalia; Carnivora; Mustelidae
Gene: RILPL1
Product: Rab interacting lysosomal protein like 1
Exons: 7
Coding region: 549-1871 (440 amino acids)
Biological process (GO): cilium assembly
Cellular component (GO): cytoplasm; ciliary basal body
Molecular function (GO): protein dimerization activity
Source: RefSeq, a predicted model, not a curated record